Cavenderia fasciculata is the source of this 369-nucleotide messenger RNA. RefSeq lists its product as uncharacterized. The transcript is spliced from 2 exons. Lineage: Eukaryota; Evosea; Eumycetozoa; Acytosteliales; Cavenderiaceae. Bases 1 to 369 code for a protein of 122 amino acids. The record is from RefSeq and is a predicted model, not a curated record.
AUGUUUAGAGAGGAUAUAAUUGUUGGUGACGAUAGUUCAAGUAAUAAUAGUAAUAAUAAUAAUAAUAAUAAUAAUAAUAAUAAUAAUAAUAAUAAUAAUAAUAACAAUGUAAACGUUACAACACCAAGAACAAUAGACAAUAUGGACGAUUUUGAAGAAGAAGAAAUCAACUCUAAUAAUAAUAAUAAUAAUGAUGAAGCAUCUCCACUUUUAGUUCAUUCUAUUACUUCUCAUCCUCCUCCUCCUCCUCAUUCUAAUAUGAUGAAAAAAGAAACAACAUCAUGGUUUUUAUAUUUCUCUUACAUUAGAGUUUGGAUACAAUACUGGAGUCAUUUCACCUACGAUCAUCUUUAUCCAAACACAAUUUGA